CAGGAAGCGGAGGCAGGAGCAACGAGGUUUCUGGAAAGGUCUCUGUGUGGGGUUUUUUUCCCCCUUUAUUCCCCCCCCCCUUCUUCUUCCUCACUGAGAAUUCAGGGAUCGGAGUGAAGAGACAGCUGCAAAGCGUUGUGGUCAGGAAACCUGGACCCUGGUUGCCGGAGGAAGGGGCUUUGCCCGAUCCUGCUGGAUGGAUGCUGUGCUGUGAUUUGUCCCUCCCUUGCUAUCAGGUUUGGUGAGGCAUCCAGAUGAACAUGGCAUCCAGAUGAGUGAUGAUAAAACAAGGCCCCAUUUGAAUCCAUGAAAUGAGCUUCCCUUUCACGUCCUCUGUAAUUUGAAGAAAUAUGUGGUGAUGUGACUGGAAGCUAGAAACUUUUUUUAACUACCUUUUUUUGUGGGCCACAAUGCCCGGAAUCAACUGAAAGGAGAAACUCACCUGGUAUUAAAUAUGCGGCACUUUGAAUUCAUUUUGUCCUUAGAGGAAAAGAAGAUUUUUUUAGUCUAAAGCCAUUGUGUAUUCCACUCAAAUAAAUAUAUGGACAGAUCCAGUGGCUCUAUUUCAACACUGCCCAGAAAUAAAAAGGUCAUUCUUAUGCAAUAGGCUAAACGUAAUUUAAAUGUGCAGGAUGAAAAAAUGGCACAGGCACUGCUGGUACCACCAGGACCUGACAGCUUCCGCUAUUUUACGAGAGAAUCUCUUUCAGCUAUUGAAAAACGUUGUGCAGAGGAGAAAGCUAAAAAGCCCAAACAAGAUCAUCCAGAUGUCGAUGAUGAAAAUGGGCCAAAGCCAAAUAGUGACCUGGAAGCUGGAAAAACACUCCCAUUUAUAUAUGGAGACAUUCCUCCAGGGAUGGUGUCUGAACCAUUGGAGGACCUUGACCCAUACUAUAGCAAUAAAAAAACCUUCAUAGUAUUGAAUAAAGGGAAGGCGAUUUUCCGAUUCAGUGCCACAUCUGCCUUGUACCUGUUAACCCCGUUCAAUCCCCUCAGAAAAAUUGCCAUUAAAAUUUUGGUACACUCAUUAUUCAGCAUGCUUAUUAUGUGCACUAUUUUGACAAACUGUGUAUUUAUGACCAUGAGCAACCCUCCAGAUUGGACAAAGAAUGUAGAGUACACGUUCACUGGAAUUUAUACCUUUGAAUCCCUUAUAAAAAUUCUUGCAAGGGGCUUUUGUUUAGAAGGUUUCACUUUUCUUCGAGACCCAUGGAAUUGGCUCGAUUUCAGCGUUAUUUUGAUGGCGUAUGUAACAGAAUUUGUAAACCUAGGCAAUGUUUCAGCUCUUCGAACUUUCAGAGUAUUGAGAGCUUUGAAAACUAUUUCUGUAAUCCCAGGUAAGAAGUGGCGCGGUCUGGCAAAGUGGCCGGCCCCUUGUACCUCCGACUGUUUCUUGUGUGCUGUCAUUGUGUUUGUGUGUGAACUCCCCUAUUACAGAUAUGUGACAGAGUUUGUGGACCUGGGCAAUGUCUCAGCGUUGAGAACAUUCAGAGUUCUCCGGGCAUUGAAAACAAUAUCAGUCAUUCCAGGUCUGAAGACCAUAGUGGGAGCCCUCAUUCAGUCUGUAAAGAAGCUCUCGGAUGUCAUGAUCCUGACUGUUUUUUGCCUGAGUGUGUUUGCACUAAUAGGACUCCAACUUUUCAUGGGGAACCUGAGGCAUAAGUGCCUGAUUUGGCCACCAGCCAAUUUUACCUUUGAAAUAAACAUAACUUCCUAUUUCGGCAGCACAAUGGGAGAAAACGAUACCUUCAUUAACAAUACAGGGAGCACCUUUAACUGGGAUGAAUACAUCGAGGAUCCACGUAAUUUUUAUGUUUUGGAAGGACAAAGAGAUGCCCUUCUUUGUGGUAACAGCUCGGAUGCUGGCCAAUGUCCAGAAGGAUAUACAUGUGUAAAAGCUGGCAGAAACCCCAACUAUGGCUAUACAAGUUUUGAUACGUUCAGCUGGGCCUUCUUGUCACUCUUUCGCCUCAUGACUCAGGACUACUGGGAAAAUCUCUAUCAAUUGACUCUGCGUGCUGCUGGCAAAACGUACAUGAUCUUUUUUGUUCUGGUGAUUUUCCUGGGCUCCUUCUACCUGAUCAACUUGAUCUUGGCCGUUGUUGCCAUGGCCUACGAAGAACAGAAUCAAGCCACCAUGGAAGAAGCUGAGCAGAAAGAGGCUGAGUUUCAGCAGAUGCUGGAGCAGCUGAAAAAACAGCAAGAAGAAGCUCAGACAACAGCAGCUGUGGCAGCAGCCUCGGUGGCGUCAAGAGAUUUCAGCGGCGUGGGUGGACUGGGGGAGCUCUUAGAGAGUUCUUCAGAGGCAUCUAAAUUAAGCACGAAGAGUGCUAAAGAAAGAAGAAACAGAAGGAAGAAAAGACGGCAGAAGGAGCUGGCAGAAGCAGAGGAGAGGAGAGAAGUGGACACGUUCCCUAAAUCUGAAUCGGAGGACAGCAUCAGAAGGGGAGCGCGGUUGUCAUAUGACCAGAGGACUUCGACUCACCAGUCUUUGCUAAGUCUUCGUGGCUCUCUGUUUUCCCCAAGGCGCAACAGCAGAGCAAGUGUUUUCAGCUUCAGAGGGAGAGCCAAAGACGUAGGAUCAGAAAAUGAUUUUGCUGAUGAUGAGCACAGCACUCUGGAAGACAAUGAGAGCAGAAGAGAUUCUCUCUUUGUGCCAAACAGACACAACAGCGAGCGCCGCAACAGUAACACCAGCCAAGCAAGCCUGUCGUCAAAGAUGGUGCCACCUCUUCCAGCAAAUGGGAAAAUGCACAGUAGUGUGGAUUGCAAUGGCGUGGUUUCCUUGGUGGGAGGUCCUGCAGCACUCCCUUCUCCUACUGGACAGCUUCUCCCAGAGGGUACCACUACAGAGACGGAAAUAAGGAAAAGAAGAUUAAGCUCUUACCAGAUUUCUAUGGAACUGAUGGAAGAAUCUGCAGCGAGACAAAGAGCCAUGAGUAUAGCCAGCAUACUCACAAACACAAUGGAAGAACUUGAAGAAUCCAGACAGAAAUGUCCACCAUGCUGGUAUAGAUUUGCAAAUACGUUCUUGAUCUGGGAUUGCUGGAGCCCUUGGCUUAAAGUAAAACACGCAGUGAAUUUGAUAGUGAUGGAUCCAUUUGUUGAUCUUGCUAUUACCAUCUGCAUUGUUCUGAAUACCCUGUUUAUGGCCAUGGAACAUUAUCCAAUGACUCCCUACUUCAACCACGUGCUUUUGGUGGGAAACCUGGUCUUCACUGGGAUAUUCACAGCAGAAAUGGCCCUCAAAGUGAUAGCCAUGGAUCCUUACUAUUAUUUCCAAGAAGGGUGGAAUAUUUUCGAUGGCAUCAUUGUCAGCUUGAGUUUGAUGGAGCUGGGCCUUGCGAAUGUGGAAGGACUGUCAGUGCUAAGAUCCUUCAGACUGCUGCGGGUUUUCAAAUUAGCAAAAUCUUGGCCGACACUAAACAUGCUGAUCAAGAUUAUUGGCAACUCCGUGGGUGCCCUGGGGAACCUGACUUUGGUCCUGGCCAUUAUUGUCUUCAUUUUUGCCGUGGUUGGAAUGCAGCUGUUUGGCAAAAGCUACAAGGAGUGCGUCUGCAAGAUUGCAGAGGACUGUGAACUUCCACGCUGGCACAUGAAUGACUUUUUCCACUCUUUCUUGAUUGUGUUCCGAGUACUGUGUGGCGAAUGGAUAGAGACCAUGUGGGACUGUAUGGAGGUUGCAGGCCAGACUAUGUGCCUUAUUGUUUUCAUGCUGGUCAUGGUGAUUGGAAACUUAGUGGUACUGAACCUGUUCCUAGCUUUGCUGCUGAGCUCCUUUAGUUCAGAUAAUCUUGCUGCUACAGAUGAUGACAAUGAGAUGAACAACCUCCAGAUUGCUGUGGCAAGGAUUCAGAAGGGAAUAGAUUAUGUGAAGAAAAAAAUGCGAGAAGUUGUCCAAAAAAGUGUUUGUAGGAAGCAGAAAGCUAUUGAAGACAUCAAAGUGCUUGAAGAACUAAACCACAAGAGAGAUCUCUACAUUUCCAACCACACCAUGGUCGAAAUAACUAAGGAUGUUAAUUAUCUGAGAGAUGGGAACGGAACCACAAGUGGUGUAGGCACCGGCAGCAGUGUGGAAAAAUACAUCAUUGACGAAAAUGACUAUAUGUCAUUUAUAAAUAAUCCAGGCCUCACUGUGACAGUGCCUAUUGCAAUUGGAGAAUCAGAUUUUGAAAAUAUAAACACAGAAGAAUUUAGCAGUGAAUCUGACCUUGGAGAAAGCAAAGAGAAGCUAAAUGCAACCAGCUCCUCUGAAGGCAGCACAGUGGAUAUAGCCCCGCCUGGAGAGGGUGAACAGGCAGAGAUUGAACCUGAAGAGGCUCUUGAACCUGAGGCCUGUUUUACAGAAGGCUGCAUCAAGAAGUUUCCGUGUUGUCAAGUGAGUAUAGAAGAUGGCAAAGGAAAAAUCUGGUGGAAUUUUAGAAAAACCUGCUACAUCAUAGUAGAACACAACUGGUUUGAGACGUUCAUUGUAUUUAUGAUUCUCCUCAGCAGUGGUGCUCUGGCCUUUGAAGACAUAUACACUGAACAACGCAAGACCAUCAAGACGAUGUUGGAAUAUGCAGACAAGGUUUUCACAUACAUCUUCAUUCUGGAAAUGCUUCUGAAGUGGGUAGCUUAUGGCUUUCAGAUGUAUUUCACUAAUGCCUGGUGCUGGUUGGAUUUCCUUAUCGUGGAUGUUUCACUGGUUAGCUUGGUAGCCAAUGCUUUGGGCUAUUCUGAACUUGGUGCCAUUAAAUCUCUUCGAACACUGAGAGCUCUGAGGCCUUUAAGAGCCCUGUCACGAUUUGAAGGCAUGAGGGUGGUUGUUAAUGCUCUUGUUGGAGCAAUCCCUUCCAUCAUGAAUGUGCUUCUAGUUUGUCUAAUAUUCUGGCUGAUCUUCAGCAUCAUGGGUGUAAAUCUGUUUGCUGGCAAGUUCUACCAUUGUGUUAAUACUACGACGGGUGAAAUGUUUAAUAUCAGCGAGGUUGACAAUAAAACCCAGUGUGAUGAACUUACAAACAACAAUCAGGCUGCCCGGUGGAAAAAUGUGAAAGUAAACUUUGACAAUGUUGGAGCUGGUUAUCUCGCUUUGCUUCAAGUUGCUACAUUUAAAGGGUGGAUGGAUAUAAUGUAUGCAGCGGUUGAUUCACGGGAUGUAGAAGAUCAGCCAUACUAUGAGGACAACUUGUACAUGUAUCUUUAUUUUGUUAUCUUCAUUAUCUUUGGGUCAUUUUUUACCUUAAACCUUUUCAUUGGUGUGAUCAUAGAUAACUUCAAUCAGCAAAAAAAGAAGUUUGGAGGACAAGACAUCUUUAUGACAGAGGAACAGAAGAAAUAUUACAAUGCAAUGAAAAAAUUAGGCUCUAAAAAGCCACAAAAACCUAUACCUAGACCAGGGAACAAAUUCCAAGGCUUGGUCUUCGAUUUUGUUACAAAGCAGGCCUUUGACAUCAGCAUCAUGAUUCUUAUCUGCCUUAAUAUGGUCACCAUGAUGGUGGAAACAGAUGACCAAAGUAAAGAAAUGGAAACCAUUUUGUCCAGGAUUAACCUUGUCUUCAUUGUCCUUUUUACCGGCGAAUGUGUACUCAAGCUGAUAUCACUCCGUCAUUAUUAUUUCACCAUUGGCUGGAACAUUUUUGAUUUUGUAGUUGUCAUUCUCUCUAUUGUAGGCAUGUUCCUGGCAGAGAUCAUUGAGAAAUACUUUGUGUCACCCACCUUGUUCCGAGUGAUCCGCCUUGCCAGGAUAGGCCGGAUCCUGCGUCUGAUCAAGGGUGCUAAAGGGAUCCGCACCCUGCUUUUUGCCUUGAUGAUGUCCCUUCCUGCCUUGUUCAACAUUGGGCUCCUCCUUUUCCUGGUCAUGUUCAUCUACGCUAUCUUCGGAAUGUCCAAUUUUGCCUACGUGAAGAGAGAAGUUGGGAUAGAUGACAUGUUCAACUUUGAAACUUUUGGCAACAGCAUGCUCUGCCUCUUUCAAAUCACCACCUCCGCAGGCUGGGAUGGCUUGCUCGCCCCCAUUCUCAACAGUGGACCCCCAGACUGCGACCCUGAGAUAGACCACCCGGGGAGCUCGGUCAAGGGAGACUGCGGCAACCCUUCCGUUGGGAUCUUCUUCUUUGUCAGCUACAUCAUCAUUUCUUUCUUAGUCGUAGUAAAUAUGUAUAUUGCUGUUAUUCUGGAGAACUUCAGUGUUGCUACAGAAGAAAGCGCGGAACCUUUGAGUGAGGAUGACUUUGAGAUGUUCUAUGAGGUCUGGGAAAAAUUUGACCCAGAUGCAUCCCAGUUCAUAGAAUAUAGUAAACUCUCUGAUUUUGCUGCUUCCCUGGAUCCUCCCCUUCUGAUUCCAAAACCAAACCAUGUUCAGCUUAUUGCAAUGGAUCUGCCCAUGGUAAGCGGGGACAGAAUUCACUGCCUUGACAUCUUGUUUGCCUUUACAAAGCGCGUUUUGGGAGAUAGCGAAGAAAUGGAUUUACUCAGAGUUCAAAUGGAGGAUCGUUUCAUGGCAGCCAAUCCGUCAAAGGUCUCCUACGAGCCCAUUACCACUACGCUGAAACGAAAGCAGGAGGAGGUGUCUGCUACUAUCAUCCAGCGGGCAUUCAGGCGUUACCUCUUGAAACAAAAAGUUAAAAAAGUGACCUCUCUGUAUAAUAAAGAUAAAUGCAAAGACGGUGAUGCCUUGCCCAUCAAAGAUGUUAUUACGGAUAAGUUUAAUGGGAACUCCACUCCAGAGAAGACAGAUGAGAGCUCCUCCACCACUUCCCCGCCCUCCUAUGAUAGUGUUACAAAGCCAGACAAAGAAAAAUAUGAAAAGGGCAAAACAGACAGAGACUACAAAGGUAAAGAUAACAGGGUGAAUAAAAAGUGAAACAGACUGUUGGGUUUAUUUUCUGUGUGCAAAAUCUGUUUACAGCCUUUGAAAGGGGUGUAUUUGUCAGCAAGACUCCGAUGGGAGAUUCAUGCCAAACUGUCCGUUUUUACUUUAUAAAUAUAUUACAGGUUAUAUAUAUAUAAAUCUCUCUAAAGGUCAGUGCCUAUAAGAAGACAGUGACCCCUUGCCACCAGACUGUAAAGCCUACCGUUCUCAUUACAGCUGACGAUGUGAAAGAGAGAGAUGACGUGGCUGCUUAGAGUAAGGUGCGCAACACUCUAACCUGUGUGUUUAGUAUAUCGCAAGACACUUAGUUCAGUAAGUGUUUUCACUGUGUGUAUUUCAACUACCACAUUUGCCAUAUUUAUAUAUACACACACACACGCACACACACAGUGUAGGUGAAUUUAUCAUUUUUUAAAAACUCGCAGGGUAUUAUUAUAUGUGACUAUUUUUGUAAACGGGUUUUCUGUUGUGGUGGGAGGGAAGGGUUAGGGUGACCAGGACCAGCUGUUCUCCUCUCUGAUUCUAUAACCUACGGACAGAGAUGCAAUUUGCAUGAAGGCAUGCUGCACUUCUAGGUCAUGCAUGGAACCAAUGUGACAUCAUCUGGCAGAGUCUUUCACCACUUCCCGAUUUCAGGUUGGCCCUGUGUUGUUGUUUUUAAGCAAGCCUAUGCCUUCUAUUGGCCAGGGGCAGAUCCUCUUGUGCCUACAGUUUAUUUUAAGAAACCCCCAAAGCAUUAUUUUUUUAUGCCGAUCACUAAAUCCAAACAUAGACACAAAUACGCGCACGCGCACACAAGCACACAUACACACACAGUCUUAGUCCAAGAGAUAUGUCUAAAUCCUUUAACUAAGGUAGGACUGUCUUUGCACUGAACCAUCACGUGUCACAGGUCAACUCCCAGUAGCAGAGCAUCACAAUUACAGCAUGCCAUCUAGGAGUGAAGAGGAGCACACAAAGUGUCCCAUGCCAGAGGUGCCUGUUGAUUCAAGACAUUGGUCAAAUGGUUGAGGGAGAAGAAAAAAAGGACGUAAUUUAAAUUUGCCCAAACAAAGAGAAAAAGGGAAAAUGGGCAAAAAGGUAGAGUCUUCAAAGUAUAGUAUUACUUCGUCUUAAUGUACUGCAUAGUUAUCUGCUUUCAGUACAGUUCAUGCCUAUGUUCUAAAAAACAAGCAAGCAAGCAAACCCCCAUUGUUCUGUUGUGUGAUGUAAAUACUCAUUUUACAUAGUUGUACAUAUUUGAUCAUACAAAGAAACGGUCUGGCCACGGUGUGUUUCUGCAGAUCUGUGCCAUGCAGGCCUUGCUUGCAAGUUCUCAAGAGAUGAUACCUUGUAUUCUGUACCAUUAGAAGUAAUUUGGAAGGUGCUGGUACAUGUGAAUAUUGCCUUUGCUACUAUUGUAUCUUGCUCCUUCCACUAACCAGAGUUAUUUUCUAUAGGAAGUGGUGAAGUGAGUUCAUAUGGCCUCAUUUCUUCAUAUCACUGAGCAAUUGGUUGCAGAGGUCAGCCUUUUGAGGUUUCAAAUGGUUACUAUAUGGUGGAGACUAUAUGGGAUGGGGAUCAUAGGGCCCUCCGGGGUUGUUGGACUUCAACAUCCAUCAGCCAUAGCCAGCCUGGCCAGUCAGUGGUGAAGGAUGAUGGAAGCUGCAAUCCAAAAUCCUGUGAAGAGCUGUACUCUCUCCAUACCUGGUUUGAACAAAGACUGCGUUGGGAAUAUUGCAACCUCUUUAACCUGUUGACAAUGCGGUUAGCAUCCCUAUAAAUAAUGUAAAAAAGAAAAGGCAACAUCUAUGUACAUAAAACUAUGUUCAGAUUCAUGUAACUUUCUUUUCCACAGUCACUUUGUUUACUUUACAUUCACUAUAUCUUUCAACUGAGACCUCCACAAUACAAAAGAAAUAAUAAUAAAAAA
Molecule: messenger RNA, 8765 nt
Organism: Pogona vitticeps (central bearded dragon)
Lineage: Eukaryota; Metazoa; Chordata; Lepidosauria; Squamata; Agamidae
Source: RefSeq, a predicted model, not a curated record